Molecule: messenger RNA, 2224 nt
Organism: Ipomoea triloba (trilobed morning glory)
Lineage: Eukaryota; Viridiplantae; Streptophyta; Magnoliopsida; Solanales; Convolvulaceae
Product: probable LRR receptor-like serine/threonine-protein kinase At5g45780
Exons: 11
Coding region: 136-2007 (623 amino acids)
Biological process (GO): protein phosphorylation
Molecular function (GO): protein binding; ATP binding; protein kinase activity
Source: RefSeq, a predicted model, not a curated record
CAUUCAUUUAUUAUGCUGAGAGAGUCAAAGAACAGUGUAUUGGUACUCAUUCCCACAGUGUAAUGAUAAUAAUCACAAAAAGGCAGUCUUUCUGCAAAGGGUGAUUAUAUUCUUUUUCUUUAGCUUUAAGAUCCAAUGCAAGGUUUCUUGCUGAUUUUCUUCUGUGUCUCCCUCUUCUGGUUUGGAGUAACUCAAGCCUCUGACAGCCUUCUCUCUCCAAAGGGUGUCAACUAUGAAGUGGCUGCAUUGAUGUCUAUGAAGAUUAAAAUGAGGGAUGCAUUUCAUGUGUUAGAUGGAUGGGAUAUAAACUCUGUUGAUCCUUGUACAUGGAACAUGGUUGGUUGCUCACAAGAAGGCUUUGUCAUUUCUCUUGAAAUGGCUAGUAUGGGUCUAUCUGGAUUGCUUUCACCAAGCAUUGGGAAUUUAUCUCACCUUAGAACAAUGUUAUUGCAGAAUAACCAGAUAUCUGGUCCCAUCCCUGCCGAGAUUGGAAAACUCCCAGAAUUGCAGACCCUUGACCUGUCUGGUAAUCUGUUUGAUGGUGAAAUUCCCGGCUCUUUGGGUUCCCUGACCCGUUUAAGUUACUUGAGGCUUAACAGAAACAGAUUGUCGGGGCGCAUUCCUAAACCCGUGGCAAAUCUUUCAGGUCUUUCAUUCUUGGAUUUGUCGUUCAAUAACCUGAGUGGCCCUACUCCAAACAUUUUGGCCAAAGGCUAUAGUAUUGCAGGAAACAGAUUUCUUUGCACUUCAUCGUCUACUCAAUCUUGUAUGGGUGUUGCAAAACCAGUAAAUGAUACGAUUUCCACAAAGAAAGUUAGCAACCAUCACAGACGAAUCAUCUCUGCUAUCAUAGGGGUCAGUUGCACGUUUGUAGUUUCUGUAAUGCUACUCGUUUUAUGGGUGGAUUGGCACAGGUCUCGUCGUCUCCUAUUCACAUCUUAUGUGAAACAAGAUUAUGAAUUUGCUAUUGGCCACCUGAAGAGGUUUUCUUUCCGGGAGUUACAAAAUGCGACGAGAAACUUCAGCUCUAAAAACAUUCUAGGACAGGGUGGAUUUGGGGUUGUCUACAAAGGGUAUCUUCCGAAUGGGACGGUGGUGGCUGUCAAAAGACUGAAAGAUCCAAAUUUCACUGGAGAAGUGCAGUUUCAAACUGAGGUUGAGAUGAUAGGCUUGGCUGUGCACCGGAACCUUCUGCGCCUAUAUGGAUUCUGUAUGACACCCGAAGAGAGGUUGCUUAUUUACCCCUUCAUGCCAAAUGGAAGCGUAGCUGAUCGCCUUCGAGACAUCGGUCGAGAUAAACCGUCUUUAGAUUGGAACAAACGGAUGCGUGUUGCUCUUGGAGCUGCAAGGGGGCUUCUAUAUCUGCACGAACAAUGCAGUCCUCGAAUAAUUCACAGGGAUGUCAAGGCUGCUAAUAUUCUACUAGAUGAGAGCUUUGAGGCGGUUGUUGGGGACUUCGGGCUUGCUAAGCUCUUGGACUGCAGAGAGUCUCAUGUCACGACUGCUGUCCGAGGCACCAUAGGACAUAUUGCACCCGAGUACCUGUCGACUGGACAGUCUUCUGAAAAAUCCGACGUGUUUGGGUUUGGGAUUCUACUCUUGGAACUCAUUACGGGGCUAAAGGCGCUAAACGCGGGUAAUGCUCAGCUUCAGAAAGGCACAAUCCUUGACUGGGUGAGAAGCUUAUACGACGAGAAGAGGCUGGAAGUGAUUGUCGACAAGGAUCUGAAGGGAUGCUUUAACACGGAGGAGCUAGAGAAAACGGUGGAUGUUGCCCUCGAGUGUACACAACCGAACCCGAACCAGCGUCCUAAGAUGUCUCAAGUGUCGCGAAUCCUUGAAGGCAUCGCGGGGCAGAUGGCUCCCCCCGUUGUGGAUGAUUCACAGGGCGGAGGAAGCAACGCUGCCGCCUCUGAAACAAGAGCUUUUAGUUUUUCGCGAAAUUUCAGCAGUGUUGAGGAAUCAUCAUUCAUCAUUGAGGCAAUAGAGCUUUCAGGGCCUAGAUAACACACACUCUCUCUCUCUUCUGGUGCUUAGCCUCUGCAGAUAAGGCAUUGCAUUUGUUGAUGAACACUAACUUUGGUCUUUGGGUAGGCUUUUGCUUGUAAGCUUCUCUGCACAUCAACAUAGUCUGCACAUAGAAUAUGUGGUUAGUACUGUUAAUUUUAUUAUGGAGCAACCAUACAUAAUAUUUGUAUUCAGAUUAAUUUCUCAUUGGGCAGUA